Gossypium arboreum is the source of this 942-nucleotide messenger RNA. RefSeq lists its product as uncharacterized. Lineage: Eukaryota; Viridiplantae; Streptophyta; Magnoliopsida; Malvales; Malvaceae. The transcript is spliced from 4 exons. The coding region runs from base 1 to 942 and encodes 313 amino acids. The record is from RefSeq and is a predicted model, not a curated record.
AUGGCUCGCCUGCCUUUAAUAGUACAAAGUGUGAGGCGUAAAAGAAUUGGUCUUGCAGUGACAAUAUGGUUGCAACUGUGUACAAUUGCGAGGGGAUUGAAGUCGUCAAGGAACAUGCUUAUUGAUGAGCAAGUGGCAAUGUUUUUACAUAUCAUUUCUCAUUAUCUUAAAAAUCGAGUUAUCAAGCAUCACUUUAAUAGGUCUGGGGAAACCGUUAGCAGAUCAUUUCACAAUGUUUUAAAUGCUGUCAUACGCUUACAAGAUGUGCUAUUUAAAAAAGCAGAGCCAAUUACAGCUAAUUCUACAGACCCAAGGUGGAAAUGGUUCAAGAAUUGUUUAGGUGCUUUAGAUGGAACCCACAUCAAGGUUAGGGUUCCAACAGUUGAUAAAUCUAGAUAUCGAACGCGAAAAGGUGACAUAGCAACAAAUAUGUUAGGUGUUUGUACACCUGAUAUGCAAUUUGUUUAUGCUCUUCCUGGUUGGGAAGGUUCUAUUACUGAUGUUGAUGCUGGAUACACAAAUUGUGAAGGAUUUCUUGCACCUUUUAGAGGACAAAGAUAUCAUUUGAAUGAGUGGCAUCAGGGUUACCAGCUAAGUACUCCGGAAGAAUUUUUCAAUAUGAAACAUGCUUCAGCGCGUAAUGUUAUUGAAAGAUGCUUUGGGUUAUUAAAACUUAGAUGGAGAAUACUUAGGAGUCCAUCGUUUUAUCCUGUGAGGGUGCACAAUAGAAUCAUUAUUGCCUGUUGUUUGCUCCAUAAUUUUAUUCGCACCUAUAUGAGUCUUGAUCCUAUUGAAGCAGAGUUGGGAGAAGGAUUACCUAGUAAUGUGAUAGAUGACGAUGAUUCGAAUAUCGUAAAUAUUCAUCCAUCAAAUGCAUGGGCUACUUGGAGGAUGGAACUAGCCAACCAAAUGUUCGAUGAAUGGCAAGCAUCUAGAAAUUAG